CCUCUGUUCUGUCUUCCACCCUAUCUCUUCCCAUAUUUUUAGCUCUUGAUGCCCACAUGCCUUUGCUCUUGUUGUUGUUGUUGUUCUACUACUACUUAUACCCAUCCGUGUCUUAUUUCCUGGCAACUCCUGCUUCCAAAGGCUGUCCAUGCUCCAUGAUUUCAUCAGUGAGUUCCUCGCACGGAUUAUGUCACUUCUGUCUGUGCACUGCUGUGACCAGGUCACCAGAAAACAGGGGAUUUAUUAGGUCUUUGAUAUUGCGCCUUGUGUCGUGCUCCGUCGCGCUGGGUCUCAUGUGCCCUCUUUGCACCCUGGAUUUGGGUACCCGCAGUCUACACCAGCCUUGUCGAAUUAGGCUCCCUUUGCCCGCGAAAUGGUUUUCUGGUGUGCUCGAUUUUCCAAACCCUCUCUUUUACACAAAUAAAACAAAUAAAGAUAUUGGGCACUCCCCGCUCUGCUCUUGUGGAUUGCUUGCCCCUGUUUACCGUAGAGGGCCCUUCCCACCCAUCCCGUGUGCGAGGAGCGUUUUAGGUUUCAGAUUUGUCCAAGCUAAAUCAACUGUCGCGUUUGUUGAAUCCUCAUCCCAGUGUGGACUGGCACUAGGUAUGUUGGUGGAGAGCGGGGAAGGUGGUGCUGGAUGUUUGAAUAGCUCAGGAUGCAGCAUGAGUAACUGGAAAUACAGGAUCAGGGUUGUACCAAGCACCGGGCUAUGCUGGCAGCCGUAGUGGAAUUUGCAGGGAUACAAAAAAAAGUUAUCAUGUUCAGAGGUAGAGUAGGAAGCGGCGUAGGUAGAUGGAGUGGCGAACCACGUAGUACAUGACCAGGGUAUCCAAUCGGGAGUAGAUGCAAAGGGGACUGUUUGGGAACUACGAAGGGGGUUAGAAAUGCAGACACAAAUGCAGGUUCCAGGACAAGUUAUAAGUCAGGUAGCACUCGGACCUCAGCAGAAUGGAAAUGCUCCCAACAGCAUUGGACUGCCGAGCACAUGGCCGCGGUGGCAAUCGGAGCAAGACACUAGUCUCCGCCGCCAUAUUGUUGAGAACAUACUGCAGUUAUUCAAGAGUCGGAAGCCACAUGUAACUCCUGAGUGGCAACAAAAGCUUCCUGAUUUUGUGAAGCGGCUGGAGGAAGCUUUAUACAAGAAUGCACCCAGCAAGGAGGAAUAUGCAGAUCUUAAAACAUUGGAGCAACGGCUGCAGUCAGUUGCACGGCGCAUGGUGCCAAAGCAACAACCACAUUCGGUGGUCACUUCUGCUCCUAUGAGUGUCAUGAUGCCAACUCCUGGAACGGCAUCUAACAUGAUGCCGACUUCUGGCGGCGUCAGCCCAAUGAUGCCAACACCCGGGAGCACAGGAAGCUUAAUACAGCCAGGAGCUGGCGUUGGAGGAGGCUUAAAUAAUGUGAAGUCUACCUCAGGUAGUAACAACAGUGUAAUGAAUAUUGUGAGUCAUGGUGCCGGAAUUAUGAUGCCCACGCCGGGGACCUCGAGCAACAUGAUGCCCAUCCCUGGACAUUCGAACAUGUUCAGUAUGUCUGGCAGCAACACAUUGUCCACUUCUGGAGUUUCUGGUGCUAGUUAUCCUUUGGAUUCUCAGCAGGCCAUGGGUAACGCACGAAACCUGGCUCAAAAUGGACCUUUACAAUCCAGCUUGGGUAUAGCAGUUGGCAGCCAGAUGAUUCCAACGCCAGGACUCAACACAUCUCAGGGACUGGGAAUGGCUCCUGUAUCCUCAGCUGGCUUAGGGCUUCCACAUGUUAGUGGAGUUGGGACAGGUCAACUACAGCAUCAGCAGUUUGGGGUUGGUCCAGAUAACCACAUGUAUGAUGGCACGCAACUGAGUGGAGGUCUGGCAAAUGUUGUACAGCAGCAGCGGAAACCUGGUUCCUCAGUAGGAGUGGUGAAUGGAGGUACAAAUGACGGAAUGAUUAUCGGCAACGGGCAGCACUUAAUGAGUGGAACUGCUAACUUGCACACGCAGUCUGCUUAUUUAGGCACGCCUCAGUACUCUAGCUUGCAACUCCAGCAGCAUCAGCAACGUAUGUCCCAGCAGCAGCAACAUCAACGGUCUCAAAAUAUGCUAAUUCAAUCUCCUUUGCCAAAUCCAAUGGCACUAAUGGCAGGGGAUGGUUCUUAUGCAAUGAACGCAGCUGACCUAGCUGGCGGCAGUUUUCCAUCCGGAAAUCUUGCUUCCAACAACUUGGGUAUCCCGUCAAUUGCGAACUCACAAGCCCCAAAAAUGAUACCCGUCCCAGGCUUACCAUCACAGCAAGCUCAGCAGCAACAGCAGCAGCAGCAAUCCAAUCUUCAGCAGCAGAUUCAGCAGCGCAACAAUUUGCAGCAGCAGCAGCUAAACAAUGGCUUGGCAUCUAGGAAUCAGCCGCAGCAGCUUGGUCAGCCAUCGAACAAUCAGAGUUUAUACAAUUCCCAGGGUCUGCAGACAUCAGCGCUGGGCGGCCAUAAACAGCUCGAUCAGUCUCCACAACAACCGCUAUCAUCGCAGAUGCAGCAGACAUCAUCAGAGUCGCAACAAUUCACACGCAAGCAUCAGAACCUUCAGUCCCAGAAGAUGAAUACUAUUCAGUCGCAGCCGCAGUCACAGCCACAACCGCAACCACAUCAGCUGCCGCAGCAGCAGACCCAGCAGCAUCAGCAACAACAGGGUACACAAGCACAGAGGCAACAGGCAAUACAACAGCAUCUUAAUCGUCUUCCUAAAUCUGGUCCACAGCUUCUCACAAUGGUGCAGCAGCAGAAGCAAGGGCAUGGACAGCAACCCCAACAGGGUGCAAAACCACAACAUCAGCAUCCUCAGCAGCAAUCUCAGCAGCCACAACCGCAGCAACCUCGAGUUGCCGGUGCUACUCAAGUGUCUGCAGAGUCUCAAUUUGUGCAGCAACAAGAAGCACAACAGCGGCACCUGAAUCAAGCAAGUCAGCAAAGCAUUGUUGGUGAUGGAGCUCCGCAUCAUCGAUCACUUGUUCCUAGUCAACAACAACAAAGCCAGGGAUCUCAAGUUCGCCAGGUUGGAGGAACGGUUGGCUCUAGUAUUUCGACUUCCUCCAUGACCACCCCUGGCCAAGUUGGUGGUACAGCUAACGGAGCCGUGCCAGGUGGUUCAGUUGAACCAGGUGGCCCGAGCGUGGAUGCUCAGAGGCAGCAACAAUACUCAAAGCAGCAGAGAUGGUUGCUGUUUUUACGUCAUGCUAGUAAGUGUACAGCUUCGGAAGGGCAGUGUCAGAUCACACCUCACUGUCAUAUGGCAAAGCAGCUCUGGAUUCACAUAGCAUCAUGCCAAGAUCGUGAAUGCACAUUCAGCAGAUGUAAUGCAUCUCGCACCUUGCUUCACCAUCACCAGCAUUGUCGUGAUGCCCGGUGUCCAGUUUGUGGACCUGUACGCCAGCAAGUUAUGAAUCAACAACGAGUGCAAGCCAGUUCUCUAGCUGCACAUCAGGGAGGAGCAGCAGCACCUGUGUCCAACUCUGCCACUGCAGGCAUGUCAUCAACUGAUUUGUCUCCCAGUGGGAUAGAAUCAUGUCCUACUAGCGAGGCUCCAACUUUUGAGGAUAUAGAUGGGCAGCAGCCACCUCCGAAGCGUGCUAAAACCGAACCGUCCAGUGUUAACAAUGUACCUCUGCCAGUAUCUACUACUCUGCUCUCUGGACCCAGUAAGUCAGCAGCUGCCAAAGCAAGUUCUGUACUAUUAUCAGCACCCUCCCAAGCUGUGGGGGAAAAAUCUGAGCAAGUUACGGUGAAGACAGAGAUUGUGGCCAGCUCGGGACCUGUAUCAGCCAAGGCGGAGGAGCAGUUAAAUGGGCACCAGACUGGUGUACUCUUGCCUAGUGGCCUUACAAGUGCUAAACUAGAGGCUCCUAUUCAGGCAAAGACAGAACCUCGUCAGCCAGUGUCGAAUGCGGCAGUCAAGUCUGAGCCUCACAAUGGCAGUGCUUCCACUCCUGCGAAGGGUGAACCUGGUGUAGGUGCCGCGCUAAUGAAUAAUGCAACAGUUAUUUCAACGAAGACCGGAAAACCCAAGAAUUUGGGGACAUCGCUGACAGAACUCUUCACACCUGAGCAGAUACGUGAGCACAUUACAGGCUUGCGCCAAUGGGUUGGCCAGAGCAAGGCCAAGGCUGAGAAGAAUCAGGCCCUCAGUGAGAAUCAAAUAAGUGAGAAUGCAUGCCAACUAUGUGCUGUGGAGAAGCUAACAUUCGAACCUCCUCCAAUCUACUGCACUGCGUGUGGGGUCCGUAUAAAAAGGAAUGCUUUGUAUUACACCUUUGGCUCAGGCGACGCGAGACACUACUUUUGUGUGCCCUGCUACAAUGAAGUGCGAUCUGAAAAUGUGGAAAUGGAAGGCAUGACUUAUCCAAAAUCAAAAUUGGAGAAGCGGAAGAAUGACGAAGAAACCGAGGAGGCGUGGGUACAAUGCGAUAAGUGCAACUUGUGGCAGCAUCAAGUUUGUGCCCUAUUCAACGGUCGCCGAAAUGAAGGAGAUAGUGAAUAUAUUUGUCCAGAGUGUUGCUGCGUAGAAAUGGAAAGGGGUGAACGUAAACCGCUGCCUCCUUCUGCAGUCUUGGGCGCCAAAGAUUUGCCCAAAACCUUCCUAAGUGAUCAUUUGGAGCAACGUUUAGCGCGCAAACUUAAACAGGAGCGUGCUGAACGGGCAAAAGCUCAAGGGAAAAAUAUCGAUGAGGUUGCCAGUGCAGAGGCUUUGGUGGUUAGAGUUGUAUCCUCCGUGGACAAGAAGCUGGAAGUGAAGCAACGGUUCUUGGAAGUUUUUCAAGGAGAUUAUCCAACUGAGUAUCCGUAUAAGUCAAAGGUUGUUUUGCUGUUUCAAAAGAUAGAGGGGGUAGAAGUUUGUCUCUUCGGCAUGUACGUUCAAGAGUUUGGGGUUGAAUGCUCUCUUCCAAAUCAGCGAAGGGUGUACCUGUCAUAUCUGGACUCUGUGAAAUAUUUUCGCCCAGAUGUCAGGACUGUUAAUGGAGAGGCUUUGCGGACUUUUGUUUACCAUGAAAUUUUGAUCGGCUAUCUAGAUUACUGUCGGAGGAGAGGUUUUAGUAGCUGUUACAUUUGGGCUUGCCCACCUCUAAAGGGAGAGGAUUAUAUUUUAUAUUGUCAUCCGGAAAUUCAAAAAACGCCCAAGUCUGACAAGCUUCGAGAUUGGUACUUGGCGAUGCUGCGGAAAGCAAGCACCGAUGGGAUUGUUGUUGAAAUCACAAAUCUAUAUGACUACUUUUUUACCUCAACUGGCGAGUGCAAAGCGAAGGUGACAGCAGCUCGUUUGCCAUACUUUGAUGGUGACUACUGGCCAGGCGCAGCUGAGGACAUGAUAGUACAAUUGCAGCAGGAAGAGGAGGAUGUUCGCAACAACGUCUUGAAGAAAGGCAAGACUAAAAAACAGCCCACCAAACGUUCUUCUAAAGUAAUAGUCCAAACUGAGCUGCCUGGCAAUGCCAGCAAAGACACCCAGCUCAUGCAAAAGUUGGGAGAAUCUAUCUUUCCGAUGAAGGAGGACUUCAUAAUGGUGCAUAUGCAUCAUGCAUGCUCCCACUGCCGUCUCUUUAUUGUUUGUGGUCGCCGCUGGGUUUGUAAACAAUGUAAAAGCUUUCAGCUUUGUGACAAAUGCUAUGAUGCAGAACAAAAGCUUGAUGAGAGGGACAGACAUCCUAUCAACAUGAAAGAAUUACAUUCUUUCCAGUCGGUUGAAAUACACGACGUUCCAAGUGACACGAAGGAUAAAGAUGAAUUUAUGGAAAGCGAGUUCUUUGACACUCGACAAGCGUUCCUGAGUUUGUGCCAAGGGAACCACUAUCAAUAUGACACAUUGCGACGUGCAAAACAUUCGUCCAUGAUGGUGCUUUACCAUUUGCACAACCCAACAGCUCCUGCAUUUGUGGUAAGCUGUAAUAUAUGUCAUCAAGAUAUUGAGGCGGGCAAUGGUUGGCGGUGUGAAACUUGUGCGGACUUUGACCUUUGUAAUAAGUGCAAAGACUCAGCGAAGCACCCACACAAACUUACUCCGUUUCACGAUCGAAAUGCCCAAAACAAGGAAGCUCGUCAACAGCGGGUUCUUCAGUUGCGGAAAAUGCUCGAGUUACUCGUACACGCAUCACAGUGCGGAUUAGGAUCCUGCCAAUACCCCAAAUGUCGGAGUGUGAAAGGCCUUUUUCGGCAUGGCAUGAACUGCAGGAUCAGAGCCUCUGGAGGCUGUAACAUGUGCAAAAGAAUGUGGUACCUUCUACAGCUUCAUGCAAGAGCUUGCAAGGAAUCCGAGUGCAGGGUCCCUCGUUGCAAGGAUUUAAAGGAGCAUUUGCGGCGUCUACAGCAACAGAUGGAGUCACGGCGAAGAGUUGCGGUUAUGGAAAUGAUGCGCCAAAGGGCAGCUGAAGCUGCAGGCACCAACAGCUAGAACCCCGCACUUACUAUCAAACUCGUGUUUAUACUUUAGGAGAUUGAAUUUUUGCGAAAGUUCUAACGGACUGUUGCUCUUCGCUUCAAGGACAGCUAAGAUCGCCAUGACCCAUCCCAGAUUGUCGUAGGGGUGUGUUUGCGUUGGUCACCCAGGGUCAUGUUUGGAUGGAUAAAACGUUGAGUGAAAACUGGGGAGCAUAUUUCCUUAUGCCUGCAGGAAGGAUAACCUUCUGAAUGGCCAUUCUUGUGUACGGCCUCGAAGCGCGUGCCAAGGAAUUCUAGGGUGCUCAAGCCUCAACACAUAGACACAUCAAACAGCACUAUUUGCUGUGCAGUUUGAUGUGCUCAUGGUUUAUCUGCCAACUUUGGUUGUAGAAGAGUUAAAAUCUAAAUUCAAAUCAAUUUGAAACCUUGAGUGAUAGUGGGCAGCAGUCAAGGACCAACAAGGGUUGCGGUACUUAGACGGGUGUGGCCCCAUUGAAUGGUGAGAUGCCAACAGUUGCGAGUAUGCAGUGUCGUGUUUGAGCUCCAACUGACAGAUGUUCCCAUUGACAGGGGAAUUAGUCCAGAAGCUCCUAGUGACUUGAUACUUCGAAUUUGUACAGUAGCUCUCAACAUAGUUAUGAUUUGUCUUUUACGCAUUGUUGUGAUGUCCAAUUUUGCAAAUUGCAUUUAGUUCAAUUUUGUGGUCUUCCACCGCUUGUGAAGAGACCUGUCGAUAGGAGAGUUUAAAAUAGGGAAGAGGGAGUUAAAACAAUGCAUUGUGCCAAGUUUAGAAAAGGCAAUUUUUGAUUUGGAAGAGAUGAGUUUAAAGUUCUGCUCCAUUUUUUCAA
Messenger RNA from Physcomitrium patens, 7245 nucleotides. Its product is annotated as histone acetyltransferase HAC1. Gene Ontology annotation, biological process: positive regulation of transcription by RNA polymerase II. The record is from RefSeq and is a predicted model, not a curated record. NCBI's taxonomy places the organism in Eukaryota, Viridiplantae, Streptophyta, Bryopsida, Funariales, Funariaceae. Gene Ontology annotation, molecular function: zinc ion binding; histone acetyltransferase activity; transcription coactivator activity. Gene Ontology annotation, cellular component: histone acetyltransferase complex; transcription regulator complex.